Botrytis cinerea B05.10 is the source of this 905-nucleotide messenger RNA. RefSeq lists its product as hypothetical. Lineage: Eukaryota; Fungi; Ascomycota; Leotiomycetes; Helotiales; Sclerotiniaceae. The record is from RefSeq and is a predicted model, not a curated record. The transcript has a single exon. The coding region runs from base 146 to 709 and encodes 187 amino acids.
GUAAUCUCGACAUCCGUAUCAAAACAGCAUCAAAGCCCUCUCUACCCCGCCGUAUAAUUUUUAAUAAGCUCCGGGGGCAGGUAUCUAUUAUCAAUCCCACCAGCACCACCAUCCACCACCACAACCCUCCCCUCCCUCCCGAACCAUGUCCAAAAUAACCGCCAAAAACCUCUCCUACAACAGCACCCUCCCCCCCUUCCUCCAACGCCUACAAUCCAACCACGAAUCCACCUCCUCCGGCCGCCACGAAUUCAGCAUUCCGCGCGCGCGCAAGCCCAUCGACGAAGACGCAGAGCGAGAAAGCGAACCUGUUGUAUUUGACGAGGCGAGCGGCGAAACAAUAAGUAGAGAGGAGUGGGAGAGGCGGGAGAAGGAACGAGAGGAUGGGGAGACAAAGGAAAAUGAAGGGGGAGAAGGAGGAGGAGAGGGAGAGUUGGAGAAGAAAGAGAAUGGGGACGGGGAUGUGGGUGUGAAGGUGGGGAUUGGAGGGAGUAGGAAGAGGAAGGUGGGGAAGGUUAUUGGAGGGUUGGAGGAGGAAGAGGAAGAGAAGGAGGAGGGAAUGAACAAUAACAAGUCCUCGAAUAAAAAAGAUACUGGGAAUCAGAAGAAGAACGAGAGUGGUAAGGCUGGAGCUGUAUCGAAGACGAAACCGAAAGCUGCGGCGAAGAAGGGUAAAAAGAUCAAGUUGAGUUUCGGGGAUGACGAGUAAGAAGACAUAGACUCGGGUAUCUUGAGGGAAUGUUAUGGGAGUUAUUCGAUAAAGCAUUUAAGAGGAGCUUAUGGGAAAAUGGCGUUUGGGAAUGGAAUGAUACCCGGCUACUGUUGAUUAGCCAACCUACCUAGUCCUGGAGGUCUGGCAAAAUGUAUAGAGUCAUAUAUGAAAAUCAUGAAAUCAUAAAAUCACA